This is a messenger RNA of Hibiscus syriacus, 634 nucleotides long. RefSeq names its product zinc finger protein ZAT11-like. The coding region runs from base 56 to 574 and encodes 172 amino acids. The transcript has a single exon. The record is from RefSeq and is a predicted model, not a curated record. Gene Ontology annotation, biological process: response to chitin; response to stress. Lineage: Eukaryota; Viridiplantae; Streptophyta; Magnoliopsida; Malvales; Malvaceae.
GACAAAAAAACCAAAUACCAGAACAAACUUAUAUUUUCACACCAUACCCAAAAGAAUGAAGCGAAGUUUUCCCAAUAGAGAACUGGAGAACAAUAUAGCUUUGGCAAAUUGUUUGAUGCUCCUUUCACAUGGAGGAACCGAGUUCGAGCACGCCGAGAUCGAUAAUAUCCCGACUCGGGUUUUCGAGUGCAAAACAUGUAACCGGCAGUUUCAGUCGUUCCAAGCUCUAGGAGGUCAUCGAGCGAGCCAUAAAAGGCCCAAGUUGGCGGAAGCAGACGGCGAGGCUUCGGAUAAUCAAACGUCACCGGCUAAACCUAAGACGCAUGAGUGCUCAAUUUGUGGGCUCGAUUUUGCCAUUGGACAAGCGUUGGGAGGACAUAUGAGGAGGCAUAGGGCUGUUUUGAGUGAAAAUCGGCAUGGUUCUUUGAAUUCGUCUAAUGAAGAAGUGAUGGCACCGAUUGUGAAGAAAUCUAAUAGCAGAAGAGUUUUGUGUUUAGAUUUAAACUUGACUCCAUUGGAGAAUGAUUUGGAAUUGCUUGGCAAGGCACCUCCAACAAUAAAUUUUUUCUUAUAAACUGUAUUAUUAAUUAUUAUUUUAUAUUUGUUCAUUAAUUUACAUAUAAAAAUACAGUAA